This is a messenger RNA of Schistocerca gregaria, 2805 nucleotides long. RefSeq lists its product as uncharacterized. Bases 432 to 2390 code for a protein of 652 amino acids. The record is from RefSeq and is a predicted model, not a curated record. The transcript has 9 exons. Lineage: Eukaryota; Metazoa; Arthropoda; Insecta; Orthoptera; Acrididae.
AGUUGGACGCGAGAUGCGGCGCGGGGCGCCUGCUCGCUGCUGCUGCGCCUCCGUGGGCCCGUGCCCGCCCGACCUCACGCUGCCGGUCCGGCGCCGUCGCUAAACACACACUCGCAAACCCCCACACCUGCUCUUUCCCCACCUUCCCGCGUCGUUGUCGUAAAACGAGUCUGCCGUUCUGUGUGUCGGACAAAUCUUUCUACCUCAACGUGUGGAUCUCUAAGAAAACUUGUGACCCCCAUCCUAUACUAUGUGCCACUACUAAUUACCACUGAGUGCGGUACAGUGUGGUGGCAAGAGACAUCCAGAAGGAAGGUGUGGGCCUCUUCCUAGCGAGAAGCAACACCGGGGGCACCUACUGACUGCGUUUAAGCGAUCUAGAAGCAGCAGCUGUACGUCCGUGUAAGACGGCGGCGGGCGCGCUCUCGGCCAUGCACCAGGGCGCGUUCCUGGGCGCCAACUGGACGGUGCGGCGCAAGGCGUCGCAGGCGGCGUCGCGCCACCGCUCGCUGCACCAGUCGGUGGCGGCGUCGAGCGCGCGCUGGAACGUGCAGGUGGUGCGCGGGAAGGUGACCUCGCGCUGCCUCUGGAACGCCUGCAAGGCGCUCACCGUCGGGCUCGCCCUCCUGCUGCUCGGAACCACCAUGGCCACCAUCGGUUAUUACGCGGACCAGCUGUCCGUGGCCCAGGAGGUGCGAGGAAACCACACGGUGCGCGUCAAGAACGAGAGCCGGGGCUUCCACCUCAACAACCUGUCCUACGCGGGCCCCAUCGUCAUGGGCGUCGGUGGCUUCAUCGUGGUGGCGGCCUGCGUGAUGACGUUCGAGGCGCGGGACAGCGCGGCCAAGGUGGUUCCGGCGCGGCUCAAGGUGACGGGGUCGGCGCGCGCGGGCGGGCAGUCGCCGCAGCCGGGCGCGCAUGCGCACCAGGCGUCGCUGGCCGCCGGCAAGCAGGGCAGCUACCGGUCGGACGCGGGCAGCGCGCGCCGCAGCGCCAGCUGCCAGACCCGCUGGGACAACCACCUCGGCCUCUUCCGCGCCAUGCAGCUCAGCAACGGCGCCGUCGACUCCGGCACGGCGAUGGGGGCGGCGGCGGGGGCGGGCGGGGGCGUCUGCGGGCCGUCGCCCAGCUGCACCGACGUGCUGAGCCGGCGCGCGCUCACCGCCGCCUUCGUGCAGUUCUCCCGCGCGCUCCACCAGCGACAGAUCUCCGUAGAGUCUUCCUCCUCCUCUCACAGCAGGCACGGUCGCGGCGGAGGUUCUCCCGGCGCGCCGCCGCUGCCCAAGAGCCCGUCUGCGCCGAACCUGCAGCUGGACACGUCUCCGCUGCUGCUGCUGCGCAACGCGGUGGCGGCGGGCGCGGGCCGGCAGCCGGCGCUGGCCAAGCCGGCGCGCCUCACGCAGUCCGCGCGCGCGCACCGCCUGCACCCCGCCAGCGCGCUGCUCAGCCCCUACCUGCUGCAGCGACAGGCGCUCUCCAUGGACAACCCGCACUGCUACUCGCCGCCGCCCUCCAUGCUGCCCGGCCGCGACAACGCCGGCAGCCGCGACAGCCUCGAGCUGGGCGCCAGCGCCGGCGUCGGCGGCUCGCAGGCGUCGAUGGCGAUGGACCUGCACCUGGACUGCCCGGUGACGCUGCGCGUGCGCGACCGCUCGGAGACGGCGCGCCGCCACCUGUUCGUGCGCCAGCGGCCCGUCGAGGCGGACGACGGCCGGGAGUCCCGGUCGUGCAGCCCGCGAGCCUCCACGCUGCACCUGCCCUCGCACCGCCGCCAGUCCGCCACCUUCUCCAGGGGCUCCAGCGGCACGGACGAGCUGUCGCUGUCGCGGCUGCGCGCCAACACGGGCGACUUCCAGCGCUACCAGUACCGGCGCGAGUCGCUGCCGCGCGGCAGCUGCGGGCCCGCGCAGCCGGCCGUGGCGCGGCUGCACCACUCGCGCUCCGUCGCCGGCGCGUCGCCCGCCCCGGAGGAGCUGGCCGUCGCCGUGGGCGGCUGCGCCGGCCGCCAGCUCUACCGCCGCGGCUCCGACUACCGCAAGCUGGCCUCCGGCCCCGCGCAGCAGCGGCCGGGCUCCGUCUCGCCCUACUCCAUCACCAGGUCCAAUACAGAUGAAUCACACUCAAAUUUGGAGCUAGCUUACAUUCGCACCACAAGCAGUGAUGGUGCUGAGUCGCGUCUCUCUGUUUCCCCUGUCAAUGUACUGGGUGAUGGAAGCACUGUGGGAGAAGACGUAAUUCAGGAGCUGCAAGAGGAUAAUGACACUGCAGGGAUAGCAAUAACAGCAGUGUCACAGGUGCCUGAACCAGAGACCAUCAGGCCACCUCCAGCUGGAGAGUCGCAGCCUUCGACUUCUGUUGAAGUUGAUGACAGCGAGUCUACUAAUAUUUAGUGCAGUCCUCUGCAGGAACACUCAUUUACUGGCAACUAAUUAUGAAUGCUGUAAGGCAUUUUCUAAAUGGAUUCUCUGUGUAAUAUCACACAUUUCCUUUUUUUAUACAUUGACAAUGUCUGUAAACUUGUACUAUACAAAUUUUAAGUCAUCAUAUGUUGAAAUGAAAACUAAGUGUCAAAUAGUAGACUGUAUUUACUUUUGUCAUUUAUUGUGAUUUAUUUUGAAGGUGUAGUAGAUUAACACCCUGUUCGUUUUAGCAUACCACAUAUUAUAUAUUCAUCAGAUCGACCCACUUCCUUGAUACUGCAUUAAUGUUUUAUUUAUUAGUUAACUUACUUACAGUAACAUGUUAUGUCAUUUACCCAUUUCUGUGAGUGAAAAUUGUUAUUAAAUGUUGCUUCAUGACACCUUA